AUGUCCAAUCCAGCAUCGACACUUGCGCCGUCCCCUGUCGCCGCUCCACACUUAUCCAACGAACGCUCCAAGGAAGAACUCGAACUCGCCGAACGCUUGAUCGAACACUCACAAGGCAUCCAACAUGGUCCUCCUAUAGCCGAUCGCCGCACCACUCCGUCAACAGCAGACGGCGGAAGCAGAAGCGGUGGAGAUGUCGAGCGGUUAUCCGACGACGGCGGCAGCGAGACGAGUCUCUCGGCGCAACAGCAACAGCUCACUCCACAACACUCGCAUAACCAGCAACAGCAAAACCUACAAUUACCAUCCAUACACGAACUCACAUGGGUCAAACAGAGGAAGCCCUUCAACACAGGCAUGGGCGGAGCAGGCCAAGUGUGCAGCAAUUGCGGUACAACGAGAACACCACUAUGGCGACGCUCUCCAGCUGGCGACACGAUAUGCAACGCCUGCGGACUAUACCUCAAGGCCCGCAACCAGAUGCGACCUGUCAACCUUAAACGCGGAGCUCAAGCAUCACCCGCAGGACAACCGCAGCAACAAGAGCAGCAGACGACAGCCUCGGGCAACAGAAAGAGUUCAUCGCCGUCAGCAUCAGCAAAGCAGCUUGGAGGAGCAACAUAUGUCACCGACACGACAUCGAACGGCACAUGCCCUGGCGGAGGUCGCUGCAACGGCACUGGAGGUCACGAUGGAUGCAACGGGUGUCCGGCAUACAACAACCGAGUCAGCAAGACGGCGCAGAUUGCUCUGGCGCAAGCAAACGACAGUCGGGCACAGGGUCAACACGGCGCCAGUCAGAGCCCGUACCCGCACGCGCGAAACAGUCCGGGGCCAAGCCAAGCGCCGGCGGCCAAUGUCACGGUGGCCUGUCAGAAUUGUGGUACGACAAUUACGCCAUUGUGGAGACGAGACGACAACGGACACACAAUCUGCAAUGCUUGCGGUAUGUUUGCGACAACAUCUUAUCUUAUCUCGAUCAGUUCUGAUUCAAUCUCUCANGGUCUCUACUACAAGCUCCACGGCGUGCACCGCCCUUCAGGCAUGAAGAAAUCAGAGAUCAAGCGUCGCCGCAGAGUCAUGCCCGCUACCAGCGACCAGCACCUUGCUCCCUUCUCCGUCAACAAUACCCAACCCAUCUCACCCCCUCCAGAGCCCGCACCGCAGCGAUCCGUACCUCCCUUCUACCCUCAGCAGCAACAACCACAACACCAGCACCCCGAACAUUCGCACUCUCACCACCUUCCUCCACCUGCUUCUUUCGAGCCCACUCGCCUUCCCCGCGCGCCCAUCGCUGUCGACUUUACACAUUUCGGCAAGCCGUCGCGCCCGACAUCGGCCGAACAGCCCGAAUAUGCCCAGCCUUUAAAUCCACCAGCUUCGCGCAAACGCUCCUUUUCGAUUAGCAAUGCUUCAGACCAAGCGCGACAGCCUCCCUCGCCAGCAUACCCUCAUAGCGAUCGUAGUCAACGAAGCGAAGCCGAAAACAUAGAUCCUUCUCUCUCUUCAGCACCUCCCGGUCCAGGGUCUAUCAGUUCGGCUCAAGACUAUAAAGCACCGCUAGCCGUCAUGGGCGCUGGAGACUCGUUCCAAUCUGGUCAAUCGUCGCGACAAGAGAAGAGAGCGCGACUGGAACAAGAAAUGGCGAUGAUGAGGGAAGCGCUUUUGGCCAAAGAAAGAGAGAUGGCUGAACUGGGCGAGUGA
Molecule: messenger RNA, 1704 nt
Organism: Aureobasidium vineae
Lineage: Eukaryota; Fungi; Ascomycota; Dothideomycetes; Dothideales; Saccotheciaceae
Source: the annotation of a GenBank genome assembly